Rattus rattus (black rat) is the source of this 2026-nucleotide messenger RNA. RefSeq names its product engrailed homeobox 1 (gene En1). Gene Ontology annotation, biological process: multicellular organism development; regulation of transcription by RNA polymerase II; neuron differentiation. The record is from RefSeq and is a predicted model, not a curated record. Bases 1 to 1230 code for a protein of 409 amino acids. Lineage: Eukaryota; Metazoa; Chordata; Mammalia; Rodentia; Muridae. Gene Ontology annotation, cellular component: nucleus. The transcript is spliced from 2 exons. Gene Ontology annotation, molecular function: RNA polymerase II cis-regulatory region sequence-specific DNA binding; DNA-binding transcription factor activity, RNA polymerase II-specific.
AUGGAAGAACAGCAGCCGGAGCCUAAAAGUCAGCGCGACUCGGGCCUCGGCGCGGUGGCAGCGGCGGCGGCGGUGGUGGCGGCGGCGGCCCCGGGCGGCCUCAGCCUGAGUCUCAGCCCAGGAGCCAGCGGCAGCAGCGGCAGCGAUGGAGACAGCGUGCCGGUGUCCCCGCAGCCAGCGCCCCCGUCGCCUCCUGCGGCACCCUGCCUGCCGCCCCUGGCCCAUCACCCGCACCUCCCCCCGCAUCCCCCGCCCCCGCCGCCACCGCCGCCGCCGCCGCCACCGCAGCAUCUCGCGGCGCCUGCUCACCAGCCGCAGCCCGCGGCCCAGCUGCACCGCACCACCAACUUUUUCAUCGAUAACAUUCUAAGGCCCGAUUUUGGUUGCAAAAAGGAACAGCCCCUGCCGCAGCUCCUAGUGGCUUCGGCUGCAGCCGGAGGAGGCGCAGCAGGAGGUGGAAGCCGCGUGGAGCGUGACCGAAGCCAGACUGGUGCAGGUAGAGACCCUGUCCACUCUCUGGGCACACGAGCUUCGGGCGCUGCCUCGCUCUUGUGUGCUCCAGAUGCGAACUGUGGCCCACCCGACGGCUCCCAGCCCGCCACCGCCGUCGGCGCGGGCGCAUCCAAAGCCGGGAACCCGGCUGCUGCGGCGGCUGCUGCCGCGGCAGCGGCUGCGGCGGCAGUGGCAGCGGCGGCGGCCGCAGCAUCGAAGCCCUCGGACAGUGGCGGUGGCAGUGGAGGAGGCAGCGCAGGAAGUCCUGGGGCGCAGGGCGCCAAGUUCCCGGAACACAACCCCGCGAUCCUACUCAUGGGUUCGGCUAACGGUGGGCCGGUAGUCAAGACUGACUCGCAGCAACCCCUGGUCUGGCCCGCCUGGGUCUACUGCACACGCUACUCGGACCGUCCAUCCUCUGGUCCACGCACCAGGAAGCUAAAGAAGAAAAAGAAUGAGAAGGAAGACAAGCGGCCGCGGACGGCGUUCACGGCCGAGCAGCUGCAGAGACUCAAGGCGGAGUUCCAGGCAAACCGCUACAUCACGGAGCAGCGGCGACAGACCCUGGCCCAGGAGCUCAGCCUGAACGAGUCCCAGAUCAAGAUCUGGUUCCAAAACAAGCGUGCCAAGAUCAAGAAAGCCACCGGCAUCAAGAACGGCCUGGCGCUGCACCUCAUGGCCCAGGGACUGUACAACCACUCUACCACCACGGUCCAGGACAAAGACGAGAGCGAGUAGCUGUGGCCAGCUCCGGGGCCCGCGGUCUAUCGGCGCUCGUGCCACCUCCAGGCUCCACCGGGCUGCCGCUUCACCGGGCCCACUCCGCCAUGCAGAGACGAUCGCUAAGGAGGGAGGCAUCAAUCUCAAUGGUUCAGAGAAAGCGAGCAAGAAAAAGCAAUCCUCCGAGUGGACAUUCACAUUGGAACAAAACGGUUUUUGAAACGGGAGAAAGACUCGGACAGGUGCUAUGGGGGAAAAAUAAAGAUCUAUUCUCUAACUCACUGUAUAAAUGAAACUGCGAAUUCCUUAAAGCUCUAUCUAGCCAAACUGCUUACGACCGUGUAUAUAUUUAAUUUCAGGUAAGGAAAACAAAUAUGUGUAGCGAUCUCUAUUUGCUGGACAUUUUUAUUAAUCUCAUUUAUUAUUGUUAUAAUUAUUAUAAUUAUUAUAAUUAUUUUAUCCCUCCUCCCUACCUUGCUGCUCCCCCCAGCCCAGUUUCGUUUUCGUUGCUCUUUUCCUUUGAAUGUUUUUGCUUCUCUGGGUACCUCCUGCACCCCCAAUGCUGGCCCUGGUUUCUCUGGGACUUUUCUUUGUGUGAGUGUGAGUGUGUUUCCUUGCGUGUCGCCCCUCCUCUACCCACCCAGAAUUCUUCUAUUGGUCUUGUCUAUCCUUCCCCUAAGUCCCUUUCCUUUUCCGGAGACUCCUUGAGAAAUACAACCCCACAGACUGCGAGACUGAACCGCCGCUACAAGCCAAAGAUUUUAUUAUGUUCAGAAACCUGUAGUCUGGAAUAAAAUGUUCACUGUGUUCACGA